AUGAUCUCGAAACCAUUCAGCCAUCUAUUAGCCAUUGUCUCCCUACUUUCCAUCUCAGGUCAUGUUUCAGCCCAGUCCCUCGGGUUCGACAGCCGUGAAGCGACUAUAGCGAACGUCCACCAUGCUCUAUUUACCGGACUAUCAUCCUGCCGCGAUGUCGUCUCGUCCUUCUUGACGCGAAUCGAGACGUACAAUUCCAAAAUCAACGCCAUCAUCGCCCUGAACCCAUCCGCUCUGGAGACCGCAGAUGCACUGGACGAAGCUCUAGCCCAGGGCAACAGCACCGGCCCACUCUUCUGCAUCCCCAUCCUCCUCAAGGACAACUUCGACUUCGCCGGCCUACCAACGACGGGCGGCAACCUCGCGCUCGCGUCCCUCCAGCCCGCUUCGGACGCGCCCACGGUAGCCGCGCUGCAGCGCGCGGGCGCCAUCGUCCUGGGCAAGGCCAACCUGCACGAGCUGGCGCUCGAGGGGCUGUCGGUCAGCUCGCUGGGCGGGCAGACGGUCAACCCGUACGACACGACGCGCACCCCCGGCGGGUCGUCGGGCGGCAGCGGCGCGGCCGUGGCGGCGUCGUUCGCCGUGCUCGCCACGGGCACCGACACGGUCAACUCGCUGCGCAGCCCGGCCAGCGCCAACAACCUGUUCAGCAUCCGCCCGACGCGCGGGUUGUUGAGCCGUGCGGGCGUCAUGCCUAUAUCGUACACGCAGGAUGCCGUCGGCGUCAUCGCGCGCAGCGUCGAGGACGUGGCGGCCGGGCUGACGGCCAUGGCGGGCGUGGGCUACGACGUCGAGGGGGAUAACGCGACGGCGUUGAUUCCUGAGGCGAGCGUGGGUGUAGAUUAUGCUGCUGAGCUUGCUGCUGCGUCGACGACUCUGGAGGGUGUGCGGUUUGGGUUGCUGGAGCCCUUCUUCAACCGGACGGCGAGCCCGGAGAACGACCCCGUCAACGAAGCCAUGGACGCGGUGGUCGAGGAGCUGGAGGCCGCGGGUGCGACCAUCGUCCGGAUAAACGAUACGGCUCUCUUCAACGUGACGGAAAUCAUGAAGCUCGACACCCAGCGCUUCGAGUACCGCGAGUUCAUGGAGGCCUACCUACAAAACCCUAGCCACACCACCUCCUCCGACAACGCCACCUUCCCCCACACCCUCGCCGGCAUCUACGCCACGAACGACAGCUCCACCACCGGAAGUGGCACCGGCAACGGCUCCUUCCUCGUCAUCCCCGCGCAAUACGAAUACGUGACAACCGCACUCGCAUCCAGCACAGGCAACGCGACCUACGCCACCGUCCAGUCGGGCGUGCGCAACCUCACCCUCGCCCUGGCCGCGACCUUCUCGGCGCACCGCGUCUCCGCCCUGCUCUACCCGGAGCAGCGCAACCUCGUCGUCAAGCUCGGCUCCGCCUCGCAGGCCGGCCGCAACGGCAUCCUCGCCGCCCUCACCGGCAGCCCCGUCGUCACCGUGCCCGUCGGCUUCAGCGGGGAGACGGACGAAGCGCCGGUCGGCGUGCCGAUCGGGAUGGAGGUGCUGGGUAGGCCGUGGGAUGAGAGGGCGUUGUUGGCGCUGGGGAAGGGCGUCGCGACGGCGUUGGGGCCGAGGGCGCGCAGGAAGUCGCCCGAGUGGGCGAGGGAAUUUGUCGAGGCGAAGGCGUAUGAGAGUGUGCCGGUUGUGCAGCCGGAUAGGGGAAGUAUUCCGGCGGCGUAUCCGGUGGGGGUUUUGUGA
This is a messenger RNA of Lasiodiplodia theobromae, 1725 nucleotides long. Its product is annotated as Amidase. Bases 1 to 1725 code for a protein of 574 amino acids. Lineage: Eukaryota; Fungi; Ascomycota; Dothideomycetes; Botryosphaeriales; Botryosphaeriaceae. The transcript has a single exon. The record is from RefSeq and is a predicted model, not a curated record.